Eimeria mitis is the source of this 1521-nucleotide messenger RNA. RefSeq lists its product as uncharacterized. The record is from RefSeq and is a predicted model, not a curated record. Lineage: Eukaryota; Apicomplexa; Conoidasida; Eucoccidiorida; Eimeriidae.
AUGGGCCAUGACGAGGACACUCUCCCUAGUGGUCCAGAUGCUGUUGCAAGAAGAUGUCUGGACAGGACACCGAACUGUGAGGACGCUGCUGAAGAGGAACAAGAGCUCGAGUCCCUUGGUUCAGACGAUGCUAGCACCCAAGCAUGGGAGAACCUGAAGAGCAUGCAUGACUGGUUACACAGUCCAGUUGAGCAAUACUCAGAUAGGUUGUGUGCAGCAGGACGUCUACAAGAAUUUGUCGCAUCUCGAGGAGAAGAUUGGGAAGUCAACAACUGCUGCAUCGAUGGUGAAGGCCGCUGCUUCUUCACAAUAGCGCGUAGCAAGUUCCUUUCACCUGUUGAGGAAAGAGGUAAGCUCCAUAUGCUUUAUCACUGCUCUACAGGAAUGAUUUUCUGUUUGGAUACUAAGGAACCUGUUGCCAGAGCGGUGGUUCUGCGCUUUGGUCGAGGAAUUACCCAAAGUGCAGUCAUCAGCCUGUCACUAGCCGCCCACCCGAAUAGCGGGUGCGUUCUUAUGGUGGCAAAAAGUGGUGCAGAAGUGCGCAACGGUAUACUCAGUCAUGGGAGUUCUCCACUUCUCUCAUUAGCCACAGAUUGUCACCCACUGCAAGGAGAUGCCGGUUUGACUUCCAUGCCGGUCAGCUUGCACGAUCCUUCAGUUGGCGCAAGGACGUGCAGGAGGGACAGUGUCUCUGCAGCUGAUCAAGCAAAUACACUCCCAGCUGUGCCCAGACUCUCUGACACGCAGGGAUCCAGCGAAGCUCCAUCUGCCACCGAGCCAGCGGUGACUCAGGAAGGAAGUGAUGAUGUGCUUCAGCGUAGCAGGGACAGUACGCAAAUAAGACCGUCCAGUCUUCAACAAGGUACAGGGGAUGAAGCUGCAGUCGUUGGCGAAGGGUUGGUUCAAGCAGGGCGCACGCCAGUCACGAAUAAUUCCGGUAGGAACCUACAACCGCCGAACCACCCUACUGCUGUACGGGAACCUACACAUGGAGCACACCACGAAGUGCCCGACGCCCUUGAAGGAGGGGGACACAAAGGAUCAGCUGAUGAGCACAGCACUUGGUGGUUUUGUCCCUGCGAUGGCGACCCAAGUUUCUUUUUUCCCGUCGCUGAGUGUUUCGAUGACGACGCAAUUCAUAAUGCAGCGCAGUCCAUUUGCCGCCAGUUUCGAGGGAUCGCAAGCAGCAGUGUGUGUCGAGCGCAUUUUGAAGAUGAUGGUGGAGUUGCGCUUCGGGAAGCAAAAGCAGCUGCGGCAGCUGCGCGCACCGCAGAAAUUAUGUUAGUAGCAGCAAUACAGACGCAGGUGCCUGGCGAAUCGGAGUUGGGACUGAAGUAUCCAUCUGCAUUUCCUGUCACGAGUGCAGGAAAAGGAUGUGCAUCGGAGAGAGCGAUGCGUACAGCUGUUCUCAAGGCCCUUAAGGAAGCUAAUCUCGCGGCAUCCCGGGCUGAAUCAGUGGAUACAUUCUGUGGCAACCGGGCGUCAAAGUUCGGCGGCCCAAAACUGGAGAAGAAGCUAUAA